AUGGCCCGAAAGUUUGCCCCUGAUUGGUCUAGGGCAAUAUGGAGUCCAUCCAUUAACUCGUUCAAAAUACGAACUCUGCUCGCCGGUGUCUCUUUUCAUGUCGCUGACCGUUGCACUAAACAAACAGAAAGACAUUUAUGGAUUUUAUUCGUUCUUUUGCACUCGCCGGAUGUUAAUCACUUUACACCGAGUCACAUCUACCUAGCGAGCUCGCUGUCUACCUGUUAUAUUAAAAUCUAUCUAUCUAUCAAUCUAUCUAUCUAUCUCAAUCUGUUCGUAUCUAUCUAUAUAUCUAUUUAUCUAUCGCAGUUUUUUUUUUUUUCAUAUAUAUCUACAAUAUUCGGUAGCAUUUUUUCUAGCUAUCAGUUUCUCAAAAAAUCUUCACGUAUCUAUCUAUCUAUCUCAGUCUAUUGGUAUCUAUCUAUCUAUCUAUCUAUCUAUCUAUCUAUCUAUCUCAGUCUAUUUGUAUCUAUCUAUUUAUCUCAGUCUAUUUGUAUCUAUCUAUCUAUCUAUCUCAGUCUGUUCGUAUCUAUCUAUCUCUGUCUUGUUGCUACCUGUUACAUCCGAUGUGCAGCCAGUUCAAGCUUGAACACUCCAACUCGCCACCAAAACGGGGGUAGCCCGGGUCAAAGUUCGGAGAUGCUUUGCCUGCAAGGUUUUUUUUUCGGCCGUUUCGUCUUGCGCGCGACUUGCAAGAUCUACAUUGAUAUUAGCACCGGACGGGAAAGCCGGAACAGGGUGGCUGCGUUCAACGACUGA
Acanthosepion pharaonis is the source of this 759-nucleotide messenger RNA. The record is from the annotation of a GenBank genome assembly. NCBI's taxonomy places the organism in Eukaryota, Metazoa, Mollusca, Cephalopoda, Sepiida, Sepiidae.